This is a messenger RNA of Gallus gallus (chicken), 1974 nucleotides long. RefSeq lists its product as uncharacterized. The transcript has 2 exons. The coding region runs from base 1 to 789 and encodes 262 amino acids. NCBI's taxonomy places the organism in Eukaryota, Metazoa, Chordata, Aves, Galliformes, Phasianidae. The record is from RefSeq and is a predicted model, not a curated record.
AUGCUUUGCGAUGGGCUGCUGAUAGCUACAGCACCCUCACACGUUGUGGCUUUUGCGAAACCCGACUCUUGCGCCUUGUACUCACGCCGCUGCCCCGCUCGCGUUGCCCAUCAUGACUUUGGACCCUCCAGGCGCGCGGCCGCAAUUGCUGACACUGCAGCAUCAGCAGCGGAGAGGGUGCGAGUGCAAGCAGGACGCGGCACGGCACCGGCAGCGUCCCCGUGGGAGGCAGAGCCACAGGGCCAGAGGCACCUGCCCCGGUGUCCCGCUGCCACCACCACGCGCUUCUGUGGGCAGAUGUCCCAGGAGAUGGCCACCACCACCCGUGUAACGCUCACACACCUCGCAGCUGAAACUUCAGCAGCUUCAGCCCGGGCCAAAAGCUGCCCGCGGUCUCGGGAGAGGAGUGCACUGCUGAAAGCCGUGAACGUCGCGGCUGUGAUGCCAGGGAGGCUGAGCUGCCCGGACGCAGCUCUACCCCUCGCUGUGCCGUGCCCGGCUGACGGCCGGCCCAGGGCCAGCCAACGCAGGGACGGGCACCGGGGCCACGCCUCGCCCCCCGCCCCGCCCCGCCGCUCACGCUGUUGCCGCCGCUCCGCGCCGCCGGUGGCAGUCGCGCCGUCCUCCGGCGGUUACCGAUCUCCGCUUAUUCACUCGCGGCGCGACCUGUCUGUAGGGAGGGUGUGUGUCCCGUCCUGCCAGACGGCGCUGCGCCCUCCUCUCGCGGCAGCAAGCUGGCCAGCGCGCUCAAUCCCUGUAUCCAAUGAAGAUAAUAAAUUCAGAAAGUGAAUUCAGAAUUCUGAUACAUGAGAGUUCACAUCAGAAUUCCCAGCAAACUCAUGAUAUUGCCAAGCCAAGACAAAACUGGUAUUUCCUGAGGUAAUGAAAACUGUUCUUUUGUCACUUUAGUCCCAAGUGAAAUUUUCUUAGUUCACUAAAAUCUUUGAGUUACUCCUCGAAGAAACAUAUAGUUACAUGCUGUAUAAAAUUAUACCAAGCCUACAGUUUAACCCUUCAGUUUACAAACUGCAAAAUGCAGAAGCAUUUUUACAAAGAUUUUCUGAGAAAAGGAUGUGCUCUCCUCUAGUUUUUGUCUGCCUCCUGCUCUGCUCCCAUAGGCUGGCGGACACAGUCACCAGCUGCUCCAAUACAAUUGCUUUAGGUCCUGAUUCUGGUUGCAUAAUGCCAUUGGGUUUGUUGUCCAAAAAGGGUGUUACCAUCAGGCAUCAUGGAAAAGACAACUGCUAUAAAUCCUUUUCUCCUUUGUCCUCAGAAAAGACCAUCUUGCUAGCUGAACCCUGAGAGAUGAUGUUGAUUGGCUAAAGAUUUGAAAAGAUCUGACAGUGCAAGAGAGAAACUGCAUGAAGUGUAGUUUUGUUUACUGGUGUUUUGGAGGGAUUUUUUAAAAAAGGAGUGACUCAGGGCAAUGAAGAAUUUAUGGGAAGUUCAGCUAUUCCUUUGGGGGGCUAAAGGAAAGCCAUUUUCUCAAAGGAAACGGAGAGCAGAGAAUGUGACAAUCUGAUUUUCAUUUUACACAUCACGCUCUUCUGUAUAUGAGCAUCAGAAGAGCUGUGUCCUUAGAAGAGAAAACUAGAUUAUUUUUUUUUGCAUUUCUGUAGCAAGACUGAAAAACUGUUCUGAAACCCAAUACCAAUACAGAGAGGUAGUCAGUUUAACUGGAGGAUGAGAUCACCUUUGAAAAAUAAAAGAAGGCAAGAGAAUAGGUAGAAUAUGUUUACAGCUUGCAAGAGAUUUAGAAGAAUGAGAAGGGCUUGUUUCCUCUUCAUGCCUCAGACAUACUGACUACAGUGGACACAAGGUUGAGCACACAAUGUCUCAGACACAAGCAGAUAUAAAGAAGCUUUUUCAAGAUGUUUUGCAGCAACUGACAAGUCAUCACCGAAUUGUUUCUUGAAUUAUAUGUGUGUCACAUACAUCUGGGAUGGACAUUAAAAAUAUUCCAAUUUCAUGCAA